ACAAAUUAAGCUUUUUGCGGGACGUCUUGAAGGCGAUCAAGUAUUCACCAACGGAUAACAACCUGCCAGAAACCAACCACUUCCUAAAGUCUUUAAUUUCAUAUAUUCUUGUUUUGUAAACGCAAUUGUUCAUACAGAGUGUGGAUUUCGUACCAUCGGAUUUCGGGGUCGCGGCGCACGUUUCAUCUUAAAGAAGUCAAAAGUUUCGUGCUGGUUGGAGCAGUAUUCCUCCUUAAACGUGUGCUCCUCUUAUUUAGGACAAUCAAGAACAAACUCCGUUGACAUCCAUGAGGAUCCAUAGAACGCUGGAAAGCGAAGAAGUCAAUACCUUUAUGAACUCGGAAGGUGACCGAGAGAUCCCGAAAGGAGAAGACUCAGUUUCAACAACCAGCUCCACGAUGUCUAACGACACGAGGCUCGUGUUGAACAACUGCUGUCAACUCUUGCAUUCGGAAGACGACACAAGUAAGCUUGUCGCGUUAAGCAUGCUGGCAAAGGUUCUUAACGAAAACCCUGAAGUGCUUUCCAUCUGUUGGGAACGGAUGGACAUGCAUUUUCUCGAUCGGUUGCUCGUUUCCAAGCGCGAGGAGUACGUAGAUGUGGGUGUAUCCGUUCUACUUGCUUUCUGCUCUGACGAAAGAAUUCUGAACAGCCAAGAAAUGGCACAGCGGAUUCCCGCUGUGAUGAAGUGUUCCAAACGAUACUGGGAUUACAGUGUUUCGUUGUUGUGUGCGUUCUGCUACGCCAAACCGUUGUCAAAAGUUGUUCUGCGAUACGCAGACGUGAUCCUAAGCCAUGACUCGCUCGAAAGCGCGUUGGAAGUUUUAUCUACGGCUUUGUACAACCAGGACACUGUUGUGCCAUACCUGCCGACCGUUGUCUCAAAAAUUACAGCUACUAAUGCUUGGUCUUCCGGUUUCGUUUUACACUUUUUCACCGAACUGUUUUCCCGCUUCCCCGUGCAUUGCUGGUACAGCGAUAGCCUUAAAUCAAGUUUAAAACCUCUGGUAGAAGUAGUCAUGAAGCACUUUGUCACUAAAGAUGAUCUGGUGUCGACGUGUAUCAUUACCUCUGCCCUACUGAAAGCAUUUGGUGUGAAGGCGAUUAUUCAUGAUCUUAAAAUGCUUUUGCUGGUUACGGGUCGUUGCACAUCGGAAAUCCGUUCGUGUCUCUCUCUGCUCGUGGCCUGUCCCCGAAAAAGCGAACAAAAAGCCGUGCCAUUAGCGAUCUGUUCGAGCUUUGGCGUGAUCAGCAUCUUGCUGAACUACCUCUGUGAAUAUGGAGAUGAAAUUUCAGGCGAAGCCGAGCCUGAAGUGUUUUUCAAAUUGCAGAAACAUUUGAGCGAAAUGUUUUUCGAUACGAUGGAAUUUAUGCGUGAGUUUUGGGACAACAACGAACAACGCCGUAUUCAGAUCUCCUCCAACGUAUCACUGGUGAACGCCAUGUCAACGCUGUGUUUCUGGCUUGCCGAGGAUGACAGUCAGCUUGAGCAAGCAGCAGGUCUCAUGGACAUAUUCCUCUCCCUGUGGCAGUUUGGAUGGCAGAACCGUGUGGACUAUCCAAAGUGGUUUGGUGUCAUUAUGCCAAGCUUACUCGGCACGAAGAUUGGUUGGCACAUCUUUGAAAGCAUGCAAGGAUGGAAGGUUGUUUGGAAAGACUUUUGUCUGUGCAAUCAAGAGGCUGCAAAACAAGGUGGCUUUCAGCCAACUCAGCUGCAGGACCAGGAAGCGUAUGUGAAGUUGCUCAAUGAGGACUUGUAUAUGCAGGCCUGCCAAGAUUUUAAUAUCCUCAUCCAAGUCCGUAAACUCAUUCCUCCCUACAUUUGGGAGGACCCAAUUUGGCGUCUUUCUCCCUGGAAGGAAAAAAUUGCCGAAGACCUUCACUGAUCACCUUCUUCUUCCUACCCUUACCCCUGUUUUUGUCCUCAUAAACUGUACACUUUUACGUUGUUUUCUUUCUCAAAAAAAUUCACCGACAGCUACAAUUUUCCAGCAACAGAUUGCUGAAGACCAAAUAUUUCUAAUCUCCACCGAUCGCCAAGCAACUGCGGCGUUUGUUUCAGCUGCUGCGUAGACACUCACAUUUACUGCUACAUGGAGGCUAAACAAUUGCAGUUGAUAUCCUUUUGGUGUGUUUGUUCUUUCUAUUUCUAAUUUUCAAGAUUUUGGUUCACUUGCACGCUUGUCUCCUUUGGGUAGACUACUGUAUACUAUGGAUGAUAUUAGUUUUGUUUCAUGAAUACAUCAAAUAUUAGCCG
Schizosaccharomyces japonicus yFS275 is the source of this 2257-nucleotide messenger RNA. RefSeq names its product DUF1941 family protein. Lineage: Eukaryota; Fungi; Ascomycota; Schizosaccharomycetes; Schizosaccharomycetales; Schizosaccharomycetaceae. The transcript has a single exon. Bases 288 to 1886 code for a protein of 532 amino acids. The record is from RefSeq and is a predicted model, not a curated record.